Bipolaris maydis ATCC 48331 is the source of this 234-nucleotide messenger RNA. Lineage: Eukaryota; Fungi; Ascomycota; Dothideomycetes; Pleosporales; Pleosporaceae. The record is from RefSeq and is a predicted model, not a curated record.
AUGAAUGCACUUGCACUUCAUCCCACAGAACGUACAGCGGAGUGUGAAACAGUUCCAAUGCCUAAUCCUAGAUAUAUUAAGUGUCUUGUACAGGUAGAAGCUAUUACUUUAAAUCUAGUUAAUUCUCUCUAUAUACGAUAUCUACUUGCAAACUUAAAAAGAACUAUUAGAAGUGACUUAGGGUGCGAAGUCGCUUUGUUAGGAAAAGAUACUUUAGCUAGUAGUAAUCUUUAG